AUGGCAUCUUCUUCAUCUUCUUCUGCUGCUGCUAGAUCGUCGCAGUUGACUGGAUCGAAGUACGAUGUCUUUCUAAGUUUUCGAGGCGAAGAUACUCUCAGAAAUUUCACAAGUUACUUGUACCAAGGUUUAAAAAACAAGGGAAUACUCACGUUUCUAGAUGAUAACAGGCUAGAGAAUGGUGAUUCCCUGUCGAAAGAACUAGUGAAAGCUAUAGAAGAGUCUCGAGUUGCUGUAAUCAUUUUCUCAAAAAAUUAUGCUACGAGGUGGUGUUUGAAUGAAUUAGUGAAGAUCAUGGAAUGCACGGAAAAAAAUGGACAAUUAGUCAUGCCAGUCUUCUAUGAUGUGGAACCAUCAGAUGUUCGGAAUCAAACGGGGAGCUUUGCAGAAGCCUUUGCCGAACACGAAAAGAUGUAUAAUAAUGAUAUUGAAGGAAUGCAGAAGGUGAAAGGAUGGAGAUCUGCUUUAACUGCUGCUGCAAAUAUAGUAGGAUAUUAUAUCCGUGAUGAGAUUGAAUCAAAAUAUAUUCCGGAUAUUGUUAAUAAAAUUUCAUCCUUAUUUUGCAACGCUUCUUUAAGAUCUUGUUUGCAAGAUAUUAUUGGAAUAGAUACUCAUCUGGAGAAUGUAAAAUCACUGCUAGAGAUGGAAAGUAAUGAUGUUCGGAUUGUGGGGAUCUGGGGAAUGGGGGGAGUCGGCAAAACGACAAUAGCAAGAGCUGUUUUUGAUACAUUCUCAUCUCAAUUUAAAGCUGCUUGUUUUCUCGAGGAUGUUAAAGAAAAUGCCAAAAAGAAUCAACUGCAUUAUUUACAAAAUACUCUUCUCUCUGAACUGUUAGGAGAGACAGAUGAUUACGUCAACAAUAAGAAAGAGGGGAAGUGCAUGAUUCCGAGCAGACUUUCUUCUAUGAAGGUGCUAAUUGUGCUUGAUGACAUUGAUGAAAGAGAUCAUUUGGAGUAUUUAGCAGGUGAUGUUGGUUGGUUUGGUGAUGGUAGCAGAGUUGUUGUAACAACUAGAAAUAGAGAUUUGAUAGGGAAGGAUGCUGCUGCAAUAAAUGAAGUGCCUACACUACGUAAUCUUGAAGAUUUGCGACUGUUCAAUCAGUAUGCUUUCAGAAAAGAAGUUCCAGAUGAGCGUUUUAAGAAUUUCUCGUUGGAGGUAGUACAUCAUGCUAAAGGCUUUCCUUUUCCUUUAACAACCUUCAAGGUGUGGGGUUCUUUGUUGCAUAGGAAAGGCCUAACUCAGUGGAGAAGAACUGUUGACAAAAUAAAGGAAAACUCUAGCUCAGAAAUUGUUGAAAAACUCAAAAUUUGUUAUGAUGGGUUGGAGCCCAUAGAACAACAAAUAUUUCUAGAUAUAGCUUGUUUUUUCCGAGGAGAUGAAAAAAAGAAAGUCAUGCAAAUCCUUAAGAGCUGUGAUUUUGGAGCUGAGUAUGGAUUGGAUGUCCUAAUUGAAAAAUCUCUCGUGUUCUUAACUGAAGAUGAUACAAUUGAAAUGCAUGACUUAAUACAAGAUAUGGGUAAAUAUAUUGUGAAAAUUCAGAAGGAUGCGGGCAAAUGUAGCAGAAUAUGGGACUAUGAAGAUUUUAAAGAAAUGAUGGACAACAAUAAAGGGACCAAGGAAAUGGAAGCAAUCUGGUUUCAUUAUGAUGGGAAAAUAUGCUUUAGCAAAGAGGCCAUGAAAAAUAUGAAAAUACUUAGGAUAUUAUACAUAUGGUCCCAAGAUUGCUCCCCUUGCCAUGAUGGCUCCAUUGAGUACCUGCCCAACAGCUUGCGUUGGUUUGUCUGGAAUCACUUUCCUUGGGAGUCAUUGCCAGAAAAUUUUGAACCCAAAAGGCUUGUUCAUCUUCAACUCCGCUUCAGUUCACUGCGUUAUUUAUGGACGGGAAUAAAGCAUUUUCAGUAUCUACGGACGCUAGAUCUCAGCCGCUCUAGAGACCUGGCGCAAACACCAGAUUUCACGGAGAUGUCAAAUUUGGAGUAUUUGGAUUUGGGCAAUUGUAUUAAUCUUGAAGAGGUUCACCAUUCCCUGGGAUGUCGCACAAAACUCAAGAGGUUGAAUUUGAUAUAUUGUAGACGCCUCAAGAGGUUUCCAUGUGUUAACGUGGAAUCUCUUGAAUAUCUGGAUCUAAAGUUCUGCUCCCGUUUAGAGAAAUUUCCAGAAAUCCGUGGAAGAACGAAGCAGAACUUACAGAUUAAGAUGUGGGACUCUGAGAAAAGGGAACUGCCAUCAUAUAUUGUUCAUGUAAUAAGGGAUCUAGGUUUUAGAGGUUUUGAAAACCUUGCAACACUUCCGAGCAGCAUUUGUAAGUUGAAAAGUUUGGUCAGCCUAAAUGUGUCGGAUUGCUCUAAGCUUAAAAGCUUUCCAGAAGAAAUAGGAGAUUUAGAAAACUUGGAAAAUCUUGAUGCUAGAGGUACUCUAAUUUCACAACCUCCAUCUUCCAUUGUCCAGUUGAAAAAGCUUAAAUUUUUGAGUUUUGCAAAACAAAAUUCUGGAGGAGGUCUCGUAGAUGGAGUGUACUUUAGUUUCCCUGUGGUGUCGGAUGGAUUACACUUGUUGGAGAUUCUGAAUCUCAGUUACUGCAAUCUAAUAGGUCUUCCGGAAGACAUUGGAUCCUUAUCCUCUCUGAACGAGUUAUAUCUCUCUGGAAAUAAUUUUGAGCAUUUGCCUCAAAGCAUAGCCCAACUUGGUGCUCUUCGGUCUUUGGACCUAUCAGAUUGCAAGAAGCUUAAAGAGUUGCCAGGUUUCGAAGGGAUGCAAAACUUGGCGACUUUGAAUCUGUCAAAUUGUAUGAAUCUUGAAGAGGUUCAUCAUUCCCUGAAAUGUCUCGAAAAUCUAUGUACAUUAAAGUUGACUAAUUGUAAAAGGCUCAAGAGGUUUCCAGUUCUGUGCAUUAAUUCCCUUGAAUAUCUGAAUCUAGAGGGGUGCUCUAGUUUAGAAAUGUUUCCAGAAAUCCUCGGAAGCAUGGAUUUGAAGUUAAAGAGUGGGUUAAAGUGCCUAGACUUGAGAGGUUUAGAAAACCUUGUAACACUUCCGAGCAGUAUUUGUAAGUUGAAAAAUUUGGUGGAGCUAAAUGUGUCGGCAUGCUCAAAACUUGAAAGCUUACCAAAAGAGAUAGGUGAUUUAGAGAACUUGGAGUGGCUUGAUGCCAAAAAUACUCUAAUUUUGCAACCUCCGCCUUCCAUUGUCUGUUUGAACAAGCUUCAAUUCUUGCGGUUCGCAAAACAAAAAUCAGAAGUAGGCCUUAAAGAUGGAGUGUACUUUGUUUUCCCUGCGGUGUCUGACGGAUUACGCUUGUUGGAGAUUCUGAAUCUCAGUUACUGCAAUCUAAUAGGUCUUCCGGAAGACAUUGGAUCCUUAUCCUCUCUGAAUGAGUUAUAUCUCUCUGGAAAUAAUUUUGAGCAUUUGCCUCAAAGCAUAGCCCAACUUGGUGCUCUUCGGUCUUUGGACCUAUCAGAUUGCAAGAAGCUUAAAGAGUUGCUAGGUUUCGAAGGGAUGCAAAACUUGGCGACUUUGAAUCUGUCAAAUUGUAUAAAUCUUGAAGAGGUUCAUCAUUCCCUGGGACGUCUCAAAAAACUCUGUACAUUAAAGUUGACUAAUUGUAAAUGUCUCAAGAGGCUUCCAGUUCUGUGCAUCGAUUCCCUUGAAUAUCUGAAUCUAGAGGGGUGCUCUAGUUUAGAAAAUUUUCCGGAAAUCCUUGGAAGCAUGAAUGUGAAGUCGGAUAUUCACAUGUUAGACAGUGUGAUGAGGGAUCUAAAUUCCAUGUAUAUCUCACUUCCACGUUCCUUGUCUCAGGACAUCGUUUCCUUGCUGAAUGACAUCUCUGCUUCAGAUUCCUUGUCACAAAGAGUGUUUACCAUUGUGCAUGAUGAGAAUAAGAUCCCAUGUUGGUUCCACCAUCAAGGAAAGGAUGAAAGUGUAUCGAUCAAUUUGCCUGAAAAUUGGUAUGUAUCGGAUAACUUCUUGGGAUUAGUUGUAUGUUACUCUGGCAACCUAGUUGACACCACAGUUGACUUGAUUCCCUUAUGUGAUGAUGGGAUGACCCAGAAACUAGAAUUAUCCUUCCUUCCAUAUUAUGAUACAGAAUCAUCCGACGAUUCAGAAUGUGAUACUGAACCUACGAUUCAUUUUUUCUUGGUAUCUCUUGCUGGCUUAUGGGAAACAUCUAAGGCAAAUGGAAAAACACCAAAUGACUAUGGGCUUAUUACAUUAUCGUUCUCCGGAGAAACGAAGGAGUUUGGAUUCCGUUUGUUGUAUAAAGAUGAACCAACAGAACAUUGCAUUGGGACACCAUGAUGAAGCCAGUUGCUCCUCUUCUAAGAAACAAAGCUCUUAUUUCUAAUAUUCAUUGGAGCUGUCUUUGAGAAUCUGCAGCAACAACCAGUCUCUUCAGAAACUUUGCAGCUCUC
Molecule: messenger RNA, 4406 nt
Organism: Solanum verrucosum
Lineage: Eukaryota; Viridiplantae; Streptophyta; Magnoliopsida; Solanales; Solanaceae
Product: TMV resistance protein N-like
Exons: 6
Coding region: 1-4293 (1430 amino acids)
Biological process (GO): signal transduction; defense response
Molecular function (GO): ADP binding; protein binding
Source: RefSeq, a predicted model, not a curated record